This is a messenger RNA of Chelonoidis abingdonii (Abingdon island giant tortoise), 5562 nucleotides long. It is a transcript of the gene PKN2, whose product is annotated as protein kinase N2. Gene Ontology annotation, molecular function: protein serine/threonine kinase activity; ATP binding; small GTPase binding. Gene Ontology annotation, biological process: protein phosphorylation; signal transduction. Lineage: Eukaryota; Metazoa; Chordata; Testudines; Testudinidae. The record is from RefSeq and is a predicted model, not a curated record.
GCGGUGGAGGCGGCGGCCGAGGGCUGCUGGAGCCGAGCAAGGAGGAGCCAGGGCGGGGGAAGCGGCGCUCGGGUGGGUGGCCAGCCGGGGAGCGCAGCGCCCGUGCCGACCCCCAUGAGAGGGGGGGUUCUUGCCCCUCCCGGAUCCCUCAGCCUCCCGGCCGGGCUGAGCACUCAGCGCCCCCUCCCCUCGAUUAGUCCCGGCCCCAGACCCGCCUCCCUCCCCUCCCUGGCGGCAGCGUCCAGGUGCGGAGUUCAAACCAGAGCGCAAUGGCGUCCAAUACGGCGGAGAGAGAGAUUCUCCUCACCGACCUCCAGGGGGAUGCCCGAAGUCUUCUAGUCUCGGAAAAUGUAAGCAUUGGCCAAAAAUUGGACUUCUCAGACACAAUGGUACAACAGAAGUUGGAUGAAAUAAAGGACCAAAUAAAACGUGAAAUAAGGAAGGAACUUAAAAUCAAGGAAGGAGCAGAGAACCUGAGAAAGGUCACAACAGAUAAAAAAAACUUGGCUUACGUGGACAACAUUUUGAAAAAAUCAAACAAGAAAUUGGAAGAAUUGCAUCAUAAAUUGCAGGAAUUAAAUGCGCACAUUGUUGUAACAGAUCCAGAAGAUGUUACAGAGUGUCCCAGAACACCAGAUACUCCAAACAGUGACCCUCGUUUUUCUACUAACAACAGAUUGAUGGUCUUAAAAAAGCAAUUGGAUAUAGAACUGAAGGUAAAGCAGGGAGCAGAGAAUAUGAUACAAAUGUAUUCAAAUGGCUCUUCAAAGGAUCGAAAACUUCUUGCUACAGCUCAACAGAUGCUCCAGGACAGCAAGACGAAAAUAGAAGUCAUAAGGAUGCAGAUUCUUCAGGCAGUCCAGACCAAUGAAUUGGCUUUUGAUAAUGCAAAACCUGUGAUAAGCCCUCUUGAGCUUCGAAUGGAAGAACUGCGGCAUCAUUUUAGGAUAGAGUAUGCAGUAGCAGAAGGUGCAAAGAACGUGAUGAAAUUGCUUGGCUCUGGAAAAGUUACCGACAGAAAAGCACUUUCAGAAGCUCAAGCAAGAUUUAAUGAAUCAAGCCAGAAGCUGGACCUCUUAAAGUAUUCAUUAGAACAAAGACUGAAUGAACUUCCUAAAAACCAUCCCAAAAGCAGUAUUAUUAUAGAGGAGCUUUCAUUGGUCUCUUCACCAACACUAAGUCCACGUCAAAGUAUAAUAUCUACACAGAACCAGUAUAGUACACUAUCCAAACCAGCAGCUUUAACAGGUACUUUAGAAGUAAGGCUCAUGGGUUGCCAAGAUAUUCUGGAAAACGUCCCUGGUCGAUCAAAAGCUUCGUCAAUUACUCUACCUGGCUGGAGUCCAAGUGAAGCCAGAUCGUCUUUCAUGAGCAGAACAAGCAAAAAUGAAAUCUGUGCUGUAUUGAAGCUGGACAAUACUGUGGUUGGUCAAACUAGCUGGAAGCCUAUUUCCAAUCAGUCAUGGGAUCAGAAGUUUACACUGGAACUAGACAGGUCACGUGAACUAGAAAUUUCAGUUUAUUGGCGUGAUUGGAGGUCUCUGUGCGCCGUGAAGUUUCUGAGAUUAGAAGAUUUCUUAGACAACCAGCGACAUGGCAUGUGUCUCUAUCUUGAACCACAGGGUACUCUAUUUGCAGAGGUUACAUUUUUUAAUCCAGUUAUUGAAAGAAGACCAAAACUCCAGAGACAGAAGAAAAUUUUUUCAAAACAACAAGGCAAAACAUUUCUCAGAGCUCCUCAAAUGAAUAUUAAUAUUGCCACUUGGGGAAGGCUGGUGAGAAGGGCUGUUCCUACAGUAAAUCAUUCUGGUACCUUCAGCCCUCAAGCUUCUGUGCCUGCUACAGUGCCAGUGGUUGAUACAUGCAUUCCUGAACUAGCACGGUCAGCUAGUGACUCGCCUGUAGCCAAACUGGACUUUGAACCUGAACCUCCGCCUGCUCCACCCCGUGCAUCGUCCCUUGGAGAAAUAUGUGACUCUUCAUCUGAGAAAAAGGGACCAGAUACACCCAUUCAGGUUGCAGAAGCUACUUUUGAUUUUGAAAAUGAGAGAGAUAGUAGUGUUUCAAAACUCCAAGCUGAAAUAAUUUGUGACCCUGAAAUUCCACACACAGACGUAAAGAGUACCAACAUACGAGAGCCUGAAGAGAGAAGAACACAAAGAUUUCAGUUUAGUCUGCAAGACUUUAAGUGUUGUGCUGUACUGGGUAGAGGUCAUUUUGGAAAGGUGCUGCUGGCUGAAUACAAAAACACAAAUGAGAUGUUUGCUAUUAAAGCGUUAAAGAAAGGAGACAUUGUUGCUCGUGAUGAAGUAGACAGCCUUAUGUGUGAAAAGCGAAUUUUUGAAACUGUGAAUAGUGUACGGCAUCCCUUUUUGGUGAAUCUUUUUGCUUGUUUCCAAACGAAAGAUCAUGUUUGCUUUGUAAUGGAAUAUGCUGCUGGUGGAGACCUGAUGAUGCAUAUUCAUACUGAUGUCUUUUCUGAACCAAGAGCAGUGUUUUAUGCUGCGUGUGUGGUUCUUGGACUCCAGUAUUUACAUGAGCACAAAAUAGUUUAUAGAGAUUUGAAGUUGGAUAACUUAUUGCUGGAUACAGAAGGAUUUGUGAAAAUAGCCGACUUUGGCCUUUGCAAAGAAGGAAUGGGAUUUGGAGAUAGAACAAGCACCUUCUGUGGCACUCCAGAAUUUCUUGCACCAGAAGUGUUGACAGAAACAUCCUACACAAGAGUGUGGAUGAGGGGUCUUGGUGUACUCAUCUAUGAGAUGCUAGUUGGGGAGGAAAGAAAAUCACCCUUCCCUGGAGAUGAUGAAGAAGAAGUUUUUGACAGUAUUGUAAAUGAUGAAGUAAGAUAUCCACGGUUCCUUUCUACAGAAGCCAUCUCUAUAAUGAGAAGGCUGCUACGAAGAAAUCCAGAGCGGCGCCUUGGAGCUGGUGAGAAAGAUGCUGAGGAUGUGAAAAAGCAUCACUUCUUCCGGGUAAUAGAUUGGAAUGCUUUGCUGGCUAAGAAAGUCAAGCCCCCUUUUGUACCCACCAUUAGAGGAAGAGAAGACGUUAGUAAUUUCGAUGAUGAAUUUACCUCAGAAACACCUAUUCUCACUCCACCCCGGGAACCACGGAUACUUUCAGAAGAAGAGCAGGAAACGUUCAGAGAUUUUGAUUACAUUGCUGAUUGGUGUUAAUUUCUAGACACUGUGAAAUCAUAGCUAACUGGCUCACAAGAAUGCCUCUCAGAAGAAUACCGGCCCUUCAAUUGCUCUCUGUGCCACCUGUAGCUUCUGAUUUUUAUUUACAUGAAGAUUCUUUAAUGUACUGUUUUUAAUACUCUUGUGAAGAGUGGCCUCCUUGUCAUACUUUGAUCUGAGCACUGGAAAGCAGUUUCUAUAGAGUUUUUAAGCUGAGUUGGUGAAUACAGGCCACAUUAAGCUCUCACAUGACACACUUGGAUCUGUACUGUAAUUUACUUUUCUACAGCAGAUAAUUGUAAAAUACAUGCCUUAAGUGGGGUGUGGUGGGGACAGAUUGAGCUAAAUUGAUAACCAUUUAACUUUAUUCAGACAUGUUAAAAUAGAAGUUUGGGGUGCUAUUGACAUUUAUGAGAAUAUGAUUUUAUCUGGAGAAGGCAAAUGGUCUUUUUUUAAAUUACUGUAAUGUCCAAAAGUUUAAUUUUAGACUUAUGCACACUUUCAGCUUGAGUUUUAAAAUAAUGGAAAUUAAGAACUGAUGCCUUGUUUUGUAAAUUUUCUAUGGUAUUUAUUAGAAAAAAAUGUGUUAAAUGCCUUGCCUUUGUGAGAACAGUAAAAGUGCUUCCAUAAAAACAAGACAGGUCCUGAAAGUUUACCAAAGCCACUUGCCAAACAGUUUUUGCCUUUAAGCAUGGCUUUAAAAAGGAAGAGGGGAGAGAGACUCAGCAGAUAUGAAGAAUGUAGUAAGAAUGUCUGUUCAGUCUUAUCAAUAGUGUAUGUGUUCCCAAGUCCCCACUUCUGUACUCUUGAAAUCCAAGCCUCCUUCCACUGAUUGGACAAAUCUUAAGUUAAUCAUACCAUACUUAGCUAUCUAGUUCAUCUUGUCUACUAUAUAUCAUAUCUUUAGAAAACAAAGAUUUUCAAUGUAUACAUGCUGUGAACAUGUAUAUUUGGAAGUUGUAAUGCAUUCUUAGGUGCAGGCAUGUAAUUUAAUUGUACCACUUCAUGAAUUUUGCACAGUGGCCAUGUGAACACAUCAUAGAACUCUGUUAAUAGACUAACAUUUAGAGCCACUGAAUUCCAGAACUUCGAUUGGCAAUUACUGAGGAUAAAAGCAAUAUGUUGUAACAGAAUGUAUAAAUAUUUUUGAUAAGUGUCUAUUUUAUAAACCUCAACACUAAAAACUGUACCUCAAAAGUUAAAAAAAUAGUUUAGACCGGAUACUGUGUGUGCUUUAAGCUCAGUCAUCAACCUAUUUUUGGCUGUCAGUGUUCUGUAGGUAAACAGCCAUUCUUGGAAAACCAAGUUUCCAGUGUUUUCCUUAACUCACUAAUAACAUUUAUAUUUGAUCAUGUGCUUGCUUCUUGUAGGUUCAUCCUGGUCCCUGGAGAGAAAAUUGUUUGCAAAGACUGUAAGAAGCCAAAGUCAAAUGAGUGCAGAUUGUGGAAUUACAUAUUCCAAAUAAAAUAUAUAAGAGAAACAAACCAUGUUGAUCUUCAAAGAAUGGAGUAGUGAAACUCCAAGGUGUCACUUGUGAAAAGUGAACCUUUUGUAAGUAAAUGACUGUUAUUUAGUGUUCUAACCAUCAGAAGUCUUGAACCAAGAGGCCUAUGGGAGAAAAUGGGUUGAUAAACCUGAAUAAUGUAUAAGACACUGUGCUUCCUUUUUGCCUAAAAGGAAACUAACAGAAUAUAGAAAUCAUGGUUUUAGUUUAUUAAAUGAAGGUCUUAAAGUGGGAACAAUAUAAUUAACUUGUUUCAAGAUGUUGAUUAUCUUUGAGAUGGGAAAGAAACAACUUAAAUUUAACACUAAACACUUUUGAGGUACAGUCUGUUCACCCUUUGGGCUCCCAAAUAUAUAUAUAGAAAUGUGUCUAAAAGAGGAUGCUUAGAAUUUUUAAAAGCACCCUGGGAAAUACCUUUUUGUAACUACAUCUUGUACAGAAUUAUUUUUCAUCUAAGUAAAUCACUAAAAAAAAAAAAAAUUAGGGCAGGGUAUGUUCACACAGUUAAGCUGAAAGAAAGCACUAAUUUUAUCUCUGUAGUUUUUUAAAGUUAUUUUUAGGCAGAUUAAGAUUUUAAACUAGAUUGUAAAUAUAUUUUGCUAUACUUUAUCUGUAUGUGGCUGCUCAAGCACUUUGUAAGGAAAUUAGGAUAUUUUAGAAUGGUACACUAUGCAUUAAAAUGAAAUGUGCCUUUAACAAUGUCAUUCUAAGUGUUUUGCAGUCAUUAAUAUCACAAAUUAAAGUUUAAGUAGUUUGUAACUUGUGUCCCAAAUAUGAUUUUACUGGUUGACUGUGUAGUGACUUACAUAUUUCACUUUUUUCCGCACAGAUAUCUUUCUGAAUUUGAUAUUUGUCCACCCUAAGGGAGAGGAUACUUAG